Molecule: messenger RNA, 2536 nt
Organism: Echinops telfairi (small Madagascar hedgehog)
Lineage: Eukaryota; Metazoa; Chordata; Mammalia; Afrosoricida; Tenrecidae
Gene: LRTM2
Product: leucine rich repeats and transmembrane domains 2
Exons: 5
Coding region: 513-1625 (370 amino acids)
Cellular component (GO): plasma membrane
Molecular function (GO): protein binding
Source: RefSeq, a predicted model, not a curated record
CGGCCUCCCAUCUCUCGCUCUCCGUCUCCCCCUCGGCCCCUCUCAGUCUGCUGUUGACCGGGCGCCCGGGCCCGUCCCCUGGCAGCCGUCUGCGGUGGGCGCUCCGGCUCCGUGCGCUGUGCUGCGCUGCGCUGCGUGCCCGCCCGGCCCCGGGAAGUGGGGCGACUGGGCGGCCGUGCUGUCUGCAUUUCUCCGGGAACCUCCCGAGGGGCUCACCGGAAGCUGAAGCGCUACCUGAUUGGGGCUCACGGGCAGGGUGAGGAAAGCUGCAGCAACACGACCCCCUGAGCUGAUGAGCCUCAUUACAGACCGGCUGGUGGAAGACGGAGCUGGGAGACCCACCUUACAGGCCACCAGCAAGGGGGCGCCCGGGGGGCUCCCAGCAGCCUACCCACAGCCCCCGAGGAGGACCCUGCCACUGCCUGCUCUGGGCCCAUGGACUGACUGGCCGCGCGCGCAGGGCCGCCUCUCCCUACGGAGGUGCAGCUGCGGGAGCCCUGGGACUUCACAUCAUGUUGGCACCGGGCAGCAGCCCCGAGCAGAGGACCUGGCUUGCCCUGCAGUGGAAGCAGAUCUCCUGGAUUAUCUGCUGGGUCACCCUGUGUGCUGUGGAAGCCCUUUCCCCCUGCCCUUUCUCCUGUAAGUGUGACAGCCGCAGCCUGGAGGUGGACUGCAGUGGCCUAGGACUUGCCGCCGUGCCCCCAGACGUGCCCGCGGCCGCCCGGACCCUGUUGCUCUUGAACAAUAAGCUGAGCACCCUGCCGAGCUGGGCAUUCACCAACCUGUCCAGCCUGCAGCGUUUGGACCUGUCCAACAACUUCCUGGACCAUCUGCCCAGCUCCGUUUUCGGGGACCUGACGAAUCUGACCGAGCUGCAGCUGCGCAAUAACAGCAUCAGGACCCUGGACAGGGACCUGCUGCAGCACUCUCCCCUGCUCCGCCACCUGGACCUGUCCAUAAACGGCCUGGCCCAGCUGCCCACCGGCUUUUUCGACGGACUUCCGGCUCUGCGUUCCCUCUCGCUUCGCUCCAACCGCCUGCAGAACCUGGACCGGCUGACGUUUGAGCCCCUGGUGAGCCUGCAGCUGCUGCAGGUUGGGGACAACCCCUGGGAAUGUGACUGUAGCCUGCGUGAGUUCAAGCACUGGAUGGAGUGGUUCUCCUACCGAGGGGGGCGCCUAGACCAGCUUUCCUGCACUCUCCCCAAGGAGCUGAGGGGGAAGGACAUGCGCAUGGUCCCCAUGGAGAUGUUCAACUACUGCUCCCAGCUGGAAGACCAGAACAGCUCAGCUGGGCUGGAUAUUCCUGGGCCACCCUGCACCAAGGCCAGCCUAGAACCUGUGAAACCCAAGCCAGGGGCGGAGCCCGAGCCUGAGUCCAGCACAGCCUGUCCCCAGAAGCAGAGGUACCGGCCAGUGAGCGUGCGGCGGGCCAUCGGCACAGUUAUCAUUGCGGGGGUCGUCUGCGGCGUCGUCUGCAUCAUGAUGGUGGUGGCUGCGGCCUAUGGCUGCAUCUACGCCUCCCUCAUGGCCAAGUACCACCGGGAGCUCAAGAAGCGCCAGCCCCUGAUGGGAGACCCAGAGGGCGAGCACGAAGACCAGAAGCAGAUCUCAUCUGUGGCGUGAGAGCCCAGCCCACCUGGCCCAGGUAGGAAUGACUGAGGAGCUCGCCAGGGACUGCUCCAGGAAGAGCUGCCCCUUGCUUGCCUCCAUCGCACACCCUGCCUCGGCCUGACACGGGCCGCUGCUUGUCCCACUCCCGACCCAGCCCACCGGCAAACAAACCACCCUGUGGCUGUCUCUGAACCACACGUUCCUCCGUUUCCCCGGAAGCCACACCGUGCUGAAGGCUCCUGCGGAUGCCCCUGGCUGGACCCCUACUUUGCUGGAACAUCUGGGGGCACGGGGAAGGAAGACUGUGCAGGAGGAGGCCUCUGGACAAGCAUUCCCACGCCCCCCACCCCGUCUCCUUCCCUGCCCUGGCGUAGUCAGCCCGUGCCGUGGGUCUCUUGGCCCCUCGCUCAUCCCUACCUGAUCUGCGUUGAGGGGGCGGGGGGGAAGUGGCAUGGGGGCCAGGAGCUCCUGGUUAAGUCAGAAGGAUGUUUUUGAUCACCUUGAGGUGUGCAAGCAGCAGCGUCCAGCUGCUGGUAUGAAACGUAGACUUAGCAGCUGUGUCUUGCCCCCAACUCUUAGCAACACAGUCCUGUGAUCACACCACAGUCCCCUGGCUGAUGCCACUAUGGCCCUGCACCUGCUGAAGACCACGCUACUCCAGGACCCGCUGGGUCCCGCUCACACCAACGCAUUGCAUCACCAGCACAAUCACGUGGAUAGGGACACUGACACACCCACGAGGGAGCGAGGCUGAGUCCGUGGGGUAACGGAGACAUGGCUUACCCAUUGGAUCUCUAGCCCUUAGGCCGUAGGACCUCUGGCUUACUAUAUAACCUUCUCAAGUCAACUCAAGGGCGUGGGAUGGUGGGGAGACCUAGACCGAUACCACAAGGAUUCCUCUGAGAUGGAGAGAGAGAGAGAGA